AGUUCUUUACAUGCUUGGAACACAAUGCACAAAGAGAAAGGUGGAAAAGGUGGUACAAUAAUAAAUGUUAGCUCAGUGGUGGCUCUAACAAAAAUUGUGAAUGUUCCAAUAUAUAGCGCUACAAAAUCUGGCGUACUAAAAUUCAGCACUUCAUUAGGCAAUCAUUUGCACUAUUCGCGUAGUGGGGUGCGAAUUAUAUGUAUUUGUUUUGGUGUUACAAAUACGCCUCUAUUGAGAAAUUUGCAUAAUGUAUUUGACACGAGUGCAGAACCAUUAUUAGCUAAAGAAAUGAAGAAGUUUAGGACACAAAGUGUUGAAUCAGCAGCGAAAGCAGUGAUAGAAACGUACAAACAAGGAGCCAGUGGCAGUGUCUGGAUAUCUACCAGCGAUAAGCCAGCUAUGGAUGUCACCAAUACUUACGAUAAAAGCGUUCAAAUGUUUGAUGAUUAUGUUUAUAAUUAAAAUUAUAUCAUAUUAUUAUCAUUUGUUUUUAAAAACAAAUUAUCAUUUGUUUGUACAUACAACAUAAGUUAAUUUGAAUAAGUUACGCAAU
Molecule: messenger RNA, 553 nt
Organism: Bicyclus anynana (squinting bush brown)
Lineage: Eukaryota; Metazoa; Arthropoda; Insecta; Lepidoptera; Nymphalidae
Product: alcohol dehydrogenase 2-like
Exons: 3
Coding region: 25-462 (145 amino acids)
Cellular component (GO): cytoplasm
Molecular function (GO): oxidoreductase activity, acting on the CH-OH group of donors, NAD or NADP as acceptor
Source: RefSeq, a predicted model, not a curated record